Molecule: messenger RNA, 1303 nt
Organism: Vitis vinifera (wine grape)
Lineage: Eukaryota; Viridiplantae; Streptophyta; Magnoliopsida; Vitales; Vitaceae
Product: GDSL esterase/lipase At5g37690
Exons: 6
Coding region: 40-1152 (370 amino acids)
Molecular function (GO): hydrolase activity, acting on ester bonds
Source: RefSeq, a predicted model, not a curated record
UCUCGAGUCUCGCAACGGCGCUUAGAAUAUUAAGCAUAGAUGGCAAGGCUAAACGUACUGGCUUUUGCAGUGUUGGCCAUGGCCACCAUGGCAGCCAUACCAGCUGCGGAUUCAGCCCAGCCCUCGCUACUCACCUUCAUCUUCGGUGAUUCCUUGACAGAAGUUGGAAACAACAAUUUUCUGCAAUACUCCCUCGCUAAAUCCAAUUAUCCUUGGUACGGUAUUGACUAUAAAGGCGGGCAGGCCACCGGAAGGUUCACCAACGGGAGGACUAUCGGCGAUAUAAUAUCUUCCAAGCUUGGGAUCCCAUCACCACCGCCUCAUCUUUCCUUGUCAAAAGCCGAAGAUGCGAUCCUUAAAGGGGCUAAUUAUGCUUCUGGUGGAGCAGGGAUUCUCAAUGAAACUGGACUCUACUUUAUUCAAAGACUAACCUUUGAGGAUCAAAUCAAUGCGUUUGACAAGACCAACCAAGCAGUCAAGGCAAAACUUGGAGGAGUGGCAGCAGACAAGCUUUUCAACGAGGCCGUCUUCUUCAUUGGAAUUGGUAGCAAUGACUAUGUCAACAAUUUCUUGCAACCUUUUCUGGCAGAUGCCCAACAGUACACGCCUGAGGAGUUUGUGGAACUUUUGGUCUCCACGUUGGACCACCAACUUUCGAGACUCUACCAACUGGGUGCACGAAAGAUGAUGUUCCACGGGCUUGGCCCAUUAGGCUGCAUUCCUUCGCAAAGGGUUAAAUCAAAGCGAGGCGAAUGCCUAAAGCAAGUCAAUAGAUGGGCGCUGCAAUUCAACUCCAAAGUAAAGAAUCUAUUGAUCUCUCUGAAACGACGCCUCCCAACUGCACAACUCACAUUUGUAGACACUUACCACGAUGUUUUGGAUCUAAUCAACAAUCCUGGCGCCUACGGAUUUAAGGUGUCCAAUACCUCAUGUUGCAAUGUAGCAAGCCUUGGAGGACUAUGUUUGCCUAACUCAAAGCUGUGCAAGAAUCGUACCGAGUUCGUGUUUUGGGAUGCCUUCCAUCCCUCGGAUGCGGCAAAUGCAGUGCUUGCUGAUAGAAUCUUCUCCACCGUCUUUUCUCAAUCACAUUCUCCAUCCCCUGCCCCUUCCUCUGGAGGACGCCCACAUCAUCCUCAUCACCCUCAUCACUGACCAACCACCAACAAUCCAUUAUACAAUUUUAUCUACAUCUAUUAUAUUAAUAGAGAGUUUGCACCCCCUAUGAAACGGAGUGGCUUUAUUCAUCCCUUCAAUGUAUUUCCAACUUUAGUAAAAUUGACAUACAUUUCCGCAUGGUUUCAUA